Penicillium alfredii is the source of this 1941-nucleotide messenger RNA. RefSeq lists its product as uncharacterized. The transcript has 3 exons. Gene Ontology annotation, biological process: signal transduction; regulation of GTPase activity. The coding region runs from base 1 to 1941 and encodes 646 amino acids. The record is from RefSeq and is a predicted model, not a curated record. Gene Ontology annotation, cellular component: cytoplasm. NCBI's taxonomy places the organism in Eukaryota, Fungi, Ascomycota, Eurotiomycetes, Eurotiales, Aspergillaceae.
AUGCCGGCUCGACACUCGACUGUGCCCAACUUGGAUCUCAGCUCAUUCAAGUCGGAGUCCAACAACGGGAAGCUGUCGUCUCCUCUCACGCCGAAUGCUCACAGUUCCGACGGCCUAAGUCCCCUGACCCCGCGUUCCCCCAAAUCCUCGUCGAGCUCCCCGCUUUUCAAGGGCGCGACCAUUCGUCCCGUCACUCAAGACUCGAGCAGCAAGGUCAAUAGCCCGACGUUACCCCCAUCUCCUGGCACCACCGCGGAGCCUCCUACACCUGGUCUCACGGCCAUUCCCCAGCACUUCCCGUCGCCUAAAGAGUCGAAACACUCGCGUGAUGCGUCGAAAUCCUUCUUUGGCAAUCUGAAGACACCCAAGUCAUCCCAUAAGCCCCAUCGGUCAGAUAGCUCCGAAAAUUCGACGGAUCACCCAAAGAGUCGAGGAAGCUCGAGGGAUCGCAAGGCCCAGAUGGCCUCGAAACUCUACGACUCGUCACCCGAUCUGCCCGGCACCAUUGCUCGUGCAGAUGAGAACGAGAAAAAAGAAGGGUGUUCUGGACACAAAAUUUCGCAGCAAUCAGGUCACAAGAAACCCAGCACAGAACCGGACUCUGCGGCCCAGCUCAAAAGAAGCAAACCGCGCUUUGCGAACCUCUUGACACGAUCUCGUUCAAUCCGAGUUGACGAGUCUUCUGGAAACAGGGCAGCUGGUCGACGCCCGUCAACCGGCCUGGCAAAGCUAGAGGAGUUCAACCAAGGAGAGACACAAAACCCGCCGCAAUCUGCCACUUUGCGCCCAGAGCAUCCCACUCGAGGAGGGCUUACCCCCACCCCCGACCGACAAGCAGACACUGUUUCCCUGAGAAAAGAGAGAAGUCAUGGGGGCUCCAUCGUUCCAUCGGGCUCUCUGAGCCAGGUCUCUGGCGCAUCAGCGGCUCUGUUCAGCAAUAUCAAACAAUCCUCGAGCGGCGCCGCAGACCGCAUCGGCAAGGCAGGCAAGGGAUUCUUCGGCAAAAUCACUCGCAGUGGCAGCACCAACGAGCGAGAGUUGAUCAACGAUGACUCCUACGUGUGCUCGGUGAUUAACCUUCCGUUGAUCCAGCAGGCGAGGAAGACUCGUAUUGCAAAAAGCUGGAAGAUUGCCGGGACAAAACCGAAUUCUGGAUGCCCGCCUUGCCGUACCGUUCCAUCGAGUAGCUAUCUCAAUUUCAAGGGCUGCGAGGAAGAGGGACUAUAUCGAGUACCCGGUAGCGGCAGAGAAGUGAAGUAUUGGCAACGGCGAUUUGACACGGAGCUGGACAUCAGUCUCUUCGACGUGCCCGACCUCUACGAUAUCAACACCAUCGGGUCCCUGUUCAAAGCCUGGCUCCGUGAACUGCCCGACGAGCUCUUCCCCAAAGCAACGCAAAACAUGAUUGCCACGAAAUGCGAAGGUGCCACGACUGCCCCACAACUGCUCAAAGACGAGCUCUCCAAACUCCCGCCCUACAACUACUACCUGCUCUUUGCCAUCACCUGUCACCUCAAUCUCCUCCACUCCUAUGUGGACCAAAAUAAAAUGGAUUACCGCAAUCUGUGCAUCUGUUUCCAGCCCUGCAUGAAGAUUGACGCGUUCUGCUUCCAGUUUUUGGUCUGCGACUGGAAGAACUGCUGGCAGGGAUGCUGGACCGAAAAGGAGUUCCUCCAGAAAGAAAAGGAGAUGGACGAGCAGGAAAGAAAGGCGGCGGAGGAGAAAGAAGCUGCCAGGAUCAAGGCCGAGACGGCUCAAGCUUCCAACGCUCAUGAGAGAGCUGUCUCAUCUGCCAGCAGCAACGAUCAGGCCGAGGAACCUCCUCGUCCAGAAACCUCUCGCAGCCGCAAGGCCAAGCCGAAGAAGAUCGAGACAUCGCACACUCGGAGCGUCUCUCAGCUUCCGGAACUCGGACCGCCCCUCUCUCCUAUCAAAAUAUAG